AUGUCUGAAGCAAAAAUAUCACAAUUAGUUAAAAGGCGUGGAACAAUAAAAAGUAAAAUCAGUAGCUUUUCAAAUUACAUAAAUGUAGUAAAAGAUGAUUCAGUGUUGCCAAAUUCCCCGCUUUUUAACGAAAUUAAAUUACGUCUUGAAAAGAUUGAUGCCUUAUAUGAGGACUUUGAUACUCUUCAGACGGAGAUUGAAGAGCUUACGGAGGAUCCCGACCUGAGAUAUCAGGAGCGGGAGGCCAUCGAGAACCAGUACUACGUCGCGAUCGGCACGGCGAGGGCACUGCUCGAGCCGUCCCCUGCGGCCGCUGCGCUCGCGCUCAACGGUUCUGAGAGGAAGACACGGUGGCACACGUCACACGGGGAGCUGCGAGAGGGGUCACUUGUCCUUAUCAAGGACAAGUCUGCACCUCCAUUGAUGUGGUCGCUUGGCCGCAUCCUCCGAACGUUGCCUGGCAGAGACGGCAUAGCCAGGGUCGCCGACAUCAAGACAAAGAAGGGCGUUCUUCGUCGCGCCUACAACACCAUCUGUCCGCUGCCAACAACAUUAAUUGAAGACAAGGCUUCAAGGCGGGCAGUAUAG
Molecule: messenger RNA, 588 nt
Organism: Ostrinia nubilalis (European corn borer)
Lineage: Eukaryota; Metazoa; Arthropoda; Insecta; Lepidoptera; Crambidae
Exons: 2
Coding region: 1-588 (195 amino acids)
Source: RefSeq, a predicted model, not a curated record